AUGCAGCGGACAGCAAAAAUCGCCCUCUCAAUGUGCAUACUUAUUUCCGCAAUAGCUACCGCAACAUCCAGCAGCACGAAACUUCGUCGCGACGGUGUUUUGAACUUGUACCCAUUUCCUAGGGUCGGCCGUGCGCACCACACUUGGCAGGUGCCGAUCAAUGAUGAGUAUUUUGAAUCAGAGCUUGCUUCCAAACGUCAACUCUACGCAUUCCCUCGUGUCGGUCGCAGCGAUAGCAAUAGCGAGCACAGCCCGGAACCGUACCAGCCUCUGAAUCGUCUGAACGUUCGCUUGGAAGAGAUGCUGUUUGGUCAACCACGAAGCAACCUUAACAUGAAGCGCGAAAGUGAAAGCACCAGUGGUGGUAUGUGGUUCGGCCCACGAGUAGGCAGAUCUUACAAAUACGACGAUAUCAGCAGCCAUCAGGAAACAAGUGAUCAGGGUGACCCCGAAACAGAAACCGACCUUAUUGAACGUAAAAAGAGACAAACGAAACAAGCCUAA
Messenger RNA from Parnassius mnemosyne (clouded apollo), 504 nucleotides. The record is from the annotation of a GenBank genome assembly. NCBI's taxonomy places the organism in Eukaryota, Metazoa, Arthropoda, Insecta, Lepidoptera, Papilionidae.